AUGCCUCCAAAGCAAAAUAGAGUGCAAGGUGGCAAUGCCAGGAGCCGAGCGUCUGCCGUGCCGCAGGGAGAUCGUCAGAGGAGAGCGAGGCAGGACUUUGAGGGUGAGAGAGAUCAACCCGCUGCGACAAACAUAAGAGCGGAGUCGCAGCAACCACAGUGGACCAUGAGCAGCAGCGUAGAGGACAUUCUGCUGGAGGGAAGCACUAACAGGAACAACAUGAAAUUGAACGAUUUCCUUCGGAGCUACUUGGGCGAGGAGUGGGUUGUGGAAAGAAAUGGGAACGUCACGAUGGAGGCGUUUGUUCAGGAGCCGGAUGCUUACGUACAAGACCAGCAGCUUCUUAGAAGAAUUGUUAACUUAACUGCGUACCAAACGCUGAAAAUAUUAUUGGAGGCUAUUAAUAAGCUUCAUCACGAGGGUGUGUACUCUCUCGAGCAAUGGAGGGACUAUGAAGGAAAGGAUACGGUCACUCCUGUUGCAAGGAGAAAACUAAACGCAGCUAUUUCUCGGGUGCUGACAGAAGAAAGGCGUAAGGCGGAAGAAAGGCGUGAGGCGGAAGAAAGGGCAAGGCGGGACCAGCAACAAAUCAUAUUCAACUUAUCUGCUAUGAUCGAAGAUUUGUUGUUUGGAGGAAGAGUUCGCGUCCAUAAAAUGAAGCUGAAUGAUUUUCUUACGAUGGAAUUUGACGGCAGAGGCAUUUUGCGCGCCAAUCGGUGCGUUUGGCUGGGGGAUUUUUUCAAGGAUCCCACGAGGUAUAUCCGCGAUGCGGGAGUAUUGAACGAAAUACAGGCAACAGGUGCUUAUGCGAGGAUGGAGAUGACUGUGAGGGAGGAAAUGGAUUUGGAAGAAGAUGUACACAGGCUUCAUCACGAGGGUGUGUACUCUCUCGAGCAAUGGAGGGACUAUGAAGGAAAGGAUACGGUCACUCCUGUUGCAAGGAGAAAAAUAAACGCAGCUAUUUCUCGGGUGCUGACAGAAGAAAGGCGUAAGGCGGAAGAAAGGCGUGAGACGAAAGAAAGGGCAAGCCGACGGCAAAAAUUAGAAUUGACCGUUACCACCACGAUCAAAGAUGUGCUAUUUAGAGGAAGAGUUCGCGUCAUGGACAUACAAUUGAAUGAUUUUCUUGUGAUGGAGUUGGACGGCAUGGGCAUUUUGCCCGCCAACCGGAAUGUCUUGCUGAAGGAGUUUGUAAAGGAUUCUACGAGGUAUAUUUGCGGUGCGUUUUUACUGCUCGAAAUAAAGGCAUCCGAUCGUUACAAGAGGAUGGAGAGGGCUGUGAGGGAUGAAAUGGAUAUGGAAGAGGAUGUAAACAAGCUUUACGAGAAAGGUGUGGACAAUCUACUGAAGUGGUCAUUAGCUGCCGAGGAGGUAAAAGCAAAUGUUCAUAACCUCACUAAACAUUUCUUGGAUGCAGCCUUCAUUGAAUUGAUGAGCUCAAUGACGAUGAGUGCGCCGAUGAAACUGGAGGGAUGCUACGAGUCUGUGUACAAUGCGAGGUGGCAUCAUGUCGUGGAGGUUCCCGGCGGCAAAGGGGCGGGAAUGUAUGUGAGGGAGGGGGAGCCAGAACAGUCAUGGAAGUACAAGGAAGUUGGCGAAUUUCUCGAAAAGGAUGACGGUGUGGAGCAAUCCGGUGCAGCACGUCCCAGACUGAUGGUGCUCACCUCGGACAGGGGAUGGCCGUACUCGUGGAAGGAGGAUGAAUCCACUCGUGACUGCUACGUGAACUCUGAGGUGGAGCGAGUGUGGCGGAUCGUCAGGAAUGAUCUAACCGAAUGGUUCAGUCCUCACCGUGGGACCUACUUUACGCCCAAGCAGCGUCUGUUGAUUGGGACGCCCGGGAUUGGGAAAUCUUUGGCUGCCGGCUCGUACCUCCUCUACCAGCUGCUGCACUACGAUGCGGAGCAGCUCCCAAUGGUUGCGUACGUUAUUGGGAGUCAAUCAUUCCUGUUUGACAAGACCACCAAAACGGUAUCAACAUACAGGGAUAACCCCAGGAUUGAGGAUGUUGUAAACAUUUUUUUUUUCCGUGGGGUUAAAGGGUAUUGUAUCUACGAUGCGACAUUGGCAUGUCGUCAACCGUCUGCUGGUUUGCCUUGCAAGGGAUGGGGCAUGAUUGUGGUGACACCACCAGACAAAAACGAAUAUGAACGGUGGAAAAAAAAAAUGGACGCUACUGCAAUCGUAACGAAUUGUCCCGAAGAAAACGAUGUGAGGGCAAUGUGCAUUUGGAUGAAGCGCAAUCGACCCCUGCAGGAGCAAGCGGAAUACUGGAAGGAGGUGAGGGGUCGCAUGAAUAACGUGGGACCAAUUCUCCGCUCCAUCUUUGAUAAACAGGCAUAUGAUGACCGCAUUAAAGCGUGUCAGCAAGCCGUGGAUGGGUCGACCGCUUCGGAAUUAGAGCGUAAUUUGGGUAUUGGCUGCUGUUAUUUGUCCAAUGACAAUGACUUGUCUCGAAAGCUUGUGAAGGUUGUCCGAGUACGACGAGGAAACAACAUUGAAUCGCCUCUGAAUUUGCUGGUAUCUCCCCACCUCGAACGUGAAACUUUGUCCAGGUUGGAGAAUGAAAUGAAGCAGUCCGAUUUUAUUUUUUUUGUUUUGAGGUUCUGGGAUUAUGUCCCACCAUAUCUUAUUGAAAAGUAUGCCGUAUCCGCAUUUUUGAAUGAGGAAUUCCUACGUGCGAUAAGACUUAAAAUCAAGGAACUGAGGCCACCAGGACGACGUGAGCCACACAGCUGUGCGCUGAAAGAGCACUCAGACACGAGCUUCACCAGAAAAGAGGUUCUACCGCCACCGGAACGCCUUUCCAAUCCGGUUGCUAUGGACCACUGGGUGCUGUAUGAACCGAAGGUCCAACACUUUCCGCUGGUGGACGGCUUUUUCUUUGUGGACUCAAAUCCAAUGACGCUGGUUGGGCUGCGGAUGACUACGGCGGGUGAGCACCGCACCACAACCAGCACUGUGAGGCAGUUCACUGAGUGCCUGGCGGCAUAUUUUAAUGGUUGGGAGGAGUUAUCCCGAGACAUGUCGUGGGAUAUUAUUAAUGUGCAGCACGCAGACAACAUGCCGAUGAAUGGCUGGCGGAGAUGUGAUGUUGUAAAUUCCGAUAAUGUGAGCCGUGCUGAAAACCGAGAGAUUGCGGCGUUCUGGGAGGAAGAGGUGCGCCAGUACAUAGCAGCAGUAUCAUCCGGAGACUUUGGAAGAGACGAAGCUCUCUGA
Trypanosoma cruzi is the source of this 3219-nucleotide messenger RNA. Its product is annotated as retrotransposon hot spot (RHS) protein, putative. The record is from RefSeq and is a predicted model, not a curated record. The transcript has a single exon. The coding region runs from base 1 to 3219 and encodes 1072 amino acids. Lineage: Eukaryota; Euglenozoa; Kinetoplastea; Trypanosomatida; Trypanosomatidae.